UGUUGACGUAUGUUGGUAACAAACAAAUAUCCCCAACACUUGUCAACAGGUAUGCAACAUGUGGUGCAGUGAAUGUUAUCAGAAUCACAGUAUAUCUGAAUAGAUAAUAAUAAGUUUGUAUUAUUUCAUCCGCAAAUUGUGAUUUCUUCACAAAAACGAAACGACGUUGUUGACGUAAAAAUGUUAGGUUAAGUUUCCGACAUUUAUUCAGUCAACCAAAAUGUCUUCAUGGAAAAACCACGUGAGACGACACAGUUCAUCGUUGGAAAAAUUCACGUGCCACAACGCCAAAAUUGAACCCUAUUUCUGCAAAAACUGCGACUUUGAAACCGGACUAACGAUUCUAUUUAGACAACACGUUAGCAAACAUCACGACCCUAAAAGACAAUCUAGAGCCGAUUCAUCAAGUUGGGAUUUUGUUAUCGAAGACUACGUUUGCGAAAAAUGCGAUUUUAAAACAAAUCUGUCGUUAAAGAUGCUUCAGCAUACUUUGACGUGCACUGGAAUGAAAGAAAAUCGCAGUAGUGUGAGUGUUCCGGAAAAGAAUGUCACAUACUACUCCACUUUCGACCAAACUGACGGAAAACGUUGGUUUGUUUGUACGGAAUGUUCCUACAAAGCUAGAAAGGAAAGUAUUUUAAAAUCUCACAUAGGUAAACACGAUUCCAAGCAACGCUAUGCAUGUGACCAGUGUCCGUUUAAAACUAACUGGAAAAUAUCUUUAAGCAAUCACAUAAAACGCAACCACUUAGAUGAACAAGAUGUUGAAUGGUACAAAUGUGACAAGUGUCCUUUUAAAAAUAUAGUAAAAGAAGAGUUAACUAAGCACAUAAAACACUUACACUUGAAAGAAGAAGAAGGUAAUUGGUACCAAUGCAAUGAAUGUCAAUUCAGAACUAGGUACAAAAGGCGUUUAAAAAGUCACGCAAUUUUGAAACAUGUAGAUGAUGAAAAAAUAAAGUGGUACGAAUGCAAAUAUUGUCCACAUAAAACUAGACAUAAAUAUGCCUUAAAUAUCCACUUGAAUUGUAAGCAUGUGGAUGAAUAUGGUGGCGAAUGGUACCAGUGUACUGAGUGUCCGUAUAAAACUAGGAAUAACUACAGUUUGAAGCGACACACGUCUGCGAAACAUUCAGACAAAGAUAAAACGAAAUGGUACGAAUGUAGAAGUUGCCCAUACAAAGCUAGACAGAUCUGGCAUUUACAAAAACAUGUGAUGUCUCGACAUUUGAACGAAAAAUAAGUUAAGUGUGUAAGAUUUCGUCUAGUUUAAGUUGGUGUAGUAUUAAGCUGAUUGUAUAUAAAUAUAAAUUUAUUAUUUUCCAUAUUAAA
This is a messenger RNA of Zophobas morio, 1332 nucleotides long. RefSeq names its product zinc finger Y-chromosomal protein-like. The record is from RefSeq and is a predicted model, not a curated record. NCBI's taxonomy places the organism in Eukaryota, Metazoa, Arthropoda, Insecta, Coleoptera, Tenebrionidae. Bases 221 to 1243 code for a protein of 340 amino acids. The transcript is spliced from 2 exons. Gene Ontology annotation, biological process: regulation of transcription by RNA polymerase II. Gene Ontology annotation, molecular function: RNA polymerase II transcription regulatory region sequence-specific DNA binding; DNA-binding transcription factor activity, RNA polymerase II-specific.